UCUGGAAUCCGCCACCAACGCUCAAUGUCGACCGAAGCAUCCCCGCCACCACGUUCGCCUUCUCCCCCGUCACAGACAUUUCACCCUUCCAUUUUGCCUCACUCCGUCCCCACUCCUGCUCUCGUCGAAUCAGUUGCCGGAGCCGCUCACUAUUCCGGUGUUAGAGUAGAUUCCGACACUCAGUUGAAGCACCAUAGGACAAAUAGCUGCCAUCAGUCUCCAGCAGAACUGAAUAUCGAUCAUCGCCAUGUCUUAGACGAUUUGAAGGAGCUCUUCUGUUGCCGGCCAACCCGAGAGAUAUUCGAUAGGUCAUGGAAUAGAGAUGCAGUCUAUGAGGAUCCUCUUUCAAAGUGCUAUGGCUACGCGGAAUACGCUGCUCAGUGGUUUGCUUUGGCAAAACUCUGUUCGCAAUCAGAAACUCUCUCAUCUCGCGUAAUGUCAUCAACCUCCAUACCCAAUCGCAUCGUCUAUCACCAAGUUCAGGAAUACACAUUGCGCUUUUUGAAUCGAAAGAAGGUUUGUUCCGUCAAAUUUCGAAGACAUGCCUUACUAAUCGUGGUAAAGACGAUCGAAUCCGUUGUGGUAGUGGACCUGGACGAAAAUAACAAGAUAACUUAUCUUGUUGAUCAGUGGGGGGGCAAUGAAAUGCCUUCCUGGUUUGGAGCCUCGUUUUUGCGAGCCGUUAAUGCCAAGACUGCCCCUUGGCUGUUCCACGUCCCGAAACUUUCAACCUAAUAACCAAACGUCCAAUCGCACAUGCACGCGAUAACUGUAUAUUAUUAUGCCCUGCAUGCUCACGAUUAUGGUGUUACGAUUCUACUCUGACUAUGUAUUCCCGUAAUGACCUGACCUUACUGUAAAUUGUAAAUAUAUUAUUUUAGCUUGCCCCGCUC
Messenger RNA from Laccaria bicolor S238N-H82, 893 nucleotides. RefSeq lists its product as uncharacterized. The record is from RefSeq and is a predicted model, not a curated record. The transcript has 4 exons. Bases 25 to 735 code for a protein of 236 amino acids. NCBI's taxonomy places the organism in Eukaryota, Fungi, Basidiomycota, Agaricomycetes, Agaricales, Hydnangiaceae.